Messenger RNA from Penicillium arizonense, 2418 nucleotides. Its product is annotated as ATP-dependent 6-phosphofructokinase. Gene Ontology annotation, cellular component: cytoplasm; 6-phosphofructokinase complex; mitochondrion. The record is from RefSeq and is a predicted model, not a curated record. Bases 1 to 2418 code for a protein of 805 amino acids. Gene Ontology annotation, molecular function: identical protein binding; monosaccharide binding; fructose-6-phosphate binding. Lineage: Eukaryota; Fungi; Ascomycota; Eurotiomycetes; Eurotiales; Aspergillaceae. Gene Ontology annotation, biological process: fructose 1,6-bisphosphate metabolic process; canonical glycolysis; fructose 6-phosphate metabolic process. The transcript has 2 exons.
AUGGAGUCCGUCAAGAUUCCUACCCAACCGGCGAAGAGACGCCGUAUUGGUGUCCUCACUUCUGGUGGAGAUGCCCCCGGUAUGAACGGUGCUGUGCGGGCCGUUGUCCGUAUGGCAAUCCACUGCGACUGUGAAGCCUACGCUAUUUUCGAAGGAUACGAGGGACUGGUCCACGGCGGCAACAUGAUCCGCCAGCUGCACUGGGAGGAUGUCCGUGGCUGGUUGUCCCGGGGUGGUACCCUGAUCGGCUCUGCUCGGAGCAUGGGCUUCCGGGAGCGCGCUGGCCGUAUGAAGGCUGCAAAGAACAUGGUGCUGCGGGGUAUUGAUGCCCUCGUGGUGUGUGGUGGUGACGGCAGUUUGACUGGUGCCGAUGUUUUCCGCGCAGAAUGGCCCGGCUUGCUGUCUGACCUCAUCGCCGCGGGUGAUCUGUCCGCAGAGCAAGUCGAACCUUACAAGGUGUUGAACAUUGUCGGCCUGGUGGGUUCCAUUGACAAUGAUAUGUCUGGCACAGACGCCACUAUCGGAUGCUACUCGUCCUUGACCCGCAUCUGUGAUGCUGUCGACGACGUAUUCGAUACCGCCUUCUCCCACCAGCGUGGAUUCGUGAUUGAGGUCAUGGGCCGACACUGUGGAUGGCUUGCAUUGAUGUCCGCGAUCAGUACCGGUGCAGACUGGUUGUUCCUUCCCGAGAUGCCUCCCAAGGAUGGAUGGGAGGAUGACAUGUGCUCUGUUAUCACCAAGAACCGUACCGAGCGAGGCAAGCGCCGCACCAUCGUUAUCGUUGCCGAGGGAGCUCAGGAUCGCCAACUGAACAAGGUUUCGAGCUCGAAGAUCAAGGAUAUUUUGACAGACCGCCUCGGCUUGGAUACUCGAGUCACCAUCCUGGGUCACACCCAGCGAGGUGGUGCAGCAUGCGCCUACGACCGCUGGCUCUCAACGCUGCAAGGUGUGGAGGCUGUUCGUGCCGUGCUGGAAAUGUCACCCCAGUCUCCUUCGCCCGUCAUCACCAUCCGCGAGAACAAGAUUAUGCGUACCCCUCUGAUGGAAGCAGUUCAAGCAACCAAGGACGUCACAGCGAGAAUUGAGAACAAGGAGUUCGAAAAGGCCAUGGAGAUGCGUGAUGCUGAGUUCAAGGAAUAUUACCACGCCUACCUGAACACCGCCACCCCAGAGCACCCGAAGAUGAUCCUCCCAGAGGGCAAGGUAGGCCUCAAAUCCCCAGCCCACGGGGGCUUCACAGGAUUGCGAGAUACUGACUACGCACAGAGAAUGCGCAUCGCUAUCAUUCACGUCGGUGCUCCCGCAGGUGGUAUGAACCAAGCGACUCGUGCCGCCGUUGCGUACUGUCUGACCCGUGGCCACACCCCGCUGGCUAUUCACAACGGUUUCCCCGGACUGUGCCGCCACCAUGACGACAAGCCAAUCAGCUCCGUUCGUGAAGUUAGUUGGCUGGAAGCCGAUAGCUGGGUCAACGAGGGUGGUUCGGAUAUUGGAACCAACCGUAGCCUCCCUAGCGCUGAUAUGGAGAACACUGCCAAGUGCUUUGAACUGUACAAGUUCGACGCGUUGUUCGUGGUUGGUGGUUUCGAGGCCUUCACGGCUGUCAGCGAGCUGCGCCAGGCCCGUGAGAAGUACAAUGCCUUCAAGAUCCCGCUCAUCGUGCUCCCAGCUACCAUCUCUAACAACGUUCCCGGAACUGAAUACUCACUGGGAAGCGACACCUGUCUCAACACCUUGAUUGUCUUCUGUGAUGCCAUUCGUCAAUCCGCCUCCUCUUCUCGCCGUCGUGUCUUCGUGAUUGAGACUCAAGGCGGCAAAUCUGGAUACAUCGCGACUACUGCUGGUCUGGCAGUGGGUGCCGUGGCAGUGUAUAUCCCCGAGCAGGGUGUUGAUAUCAAGAUGCUUUCACGCGACAUCGAUUUCCUCCGCGACAACUUCAUCCGCGACAAGGGCGCUAACCGUGCGGGUAAGAUCAUUCUGCGUAACGAAUGCGCCUCGGGUACCUACACUACCCAGGUGAUUGCCGAUAUGAUCAAGGAGGAGGCAAAGGGACGCUUCGAGUCUCGUGCUGCUGUCCCCGGUCACUUCCAGCAAGGUGGAAAGCCGUCACCUAUGGAUCGUGUGCGUGCUCUGCGCAUGGCUAUAAGGUGUAUGCAGCACAUCGAAGGAUACGCGGGUCAAAGCCGUGAUGCCAUCGCCGCUGACCCCUUGUCCUCUGCCGUCAUUGGAGUCAAGGGCUCCCAGGUCUUGUUUUCACCCAUGGGCGGUAAAUCUGGCCUGGAGGCCACCGAGACUGACUGGACUCGCCGUCGCCCCAAGUCUGAGUUCUGGCUUGAGCUGCAGGAUGUCGUCAACGUCCUGUCUGGCCGCUCUAACCCCACCGGCAACGAGGGCUGGUCCUGCUAUGAGAGUACGUAA